Microstroma glucosiphilum is the source of this 1629-nucleotide messenger RNA. RefSeq lists its product as hypothetical. Lineage: Eukaryota; Fungi; Basidiomycota; Exobasidiomycetes; Microstromatales; Microstromataceae. Gene Ontology annotation, molecular function: protein kinase regulator activity. The coding region runs from base 94 to 1299 and encodes 401 amino acids. The transcript is spliced from 4 exons. Gene Ontology annotation, cellular component: cytoplasm; protein kinase CK2 complex. The record is from RefSeq and is a predicted model, not a curated record.
CCCAACUGACUGCCAACCAUCAUCAAAGGGAACUGCCCUCAGCAGCUCGCAUAUAGUCUUUCAAGCUCUCACGCUCAGAGAGAGUCGCCCAGGAUGAUGGACGAUCUCUCCUCCGCUUCCUCCUAUGCGACAUCAACAUGGGUAUCAUGGUUCCUUUCCGCAAAAGGCAACGAGUACUUCUGCGAAGUCGAUGAAGACUACAUUCUCGAUCGGUUCAACCUCACUGGUCUCAAUGCAGAGGUCCAACACUACCCGCAAGCGCUAGAUCUAGUCACUGAUGCAAUGGAGGAGGAGAUGGAUCAGGAGACGAGGGAUCACAUUGAGGCACAGGGGAGGUUGUUGUAUGGAUUGGUACACGCCAGAUACAUCAUUACGAGUAGGGGACUAGCAAAGAUGCUUGAGAAGUAUAAGAGGUCCGACUUUGGAAGAUGUCCACGAGUCCUCUGUUACUCCCAGCCACUACUGCCCCUCGGCCUGUCGGAUCUGCCGUUUCAAAAAGCCGUCAAGCUCUUCUGUCCACGUUGCGAGGACAUCUACAGUCCCAAAUCGUCCAGGCAUGGCACAAUCGAUGGAGCCUUCUUCGGUAGCAGCUUCCCCCAUCUUCUAUUCAUGGUAUACCCCCACAUGCUUCCCUCGAAGUCUCCAUCAUCCCAAUCACCCUUCCUCCUCCCACCUCCAAGCAACCACUCCAAUCAGCAACAACAGCAACACGGCGCUGCAGCAGGGCCAUCUGGCGCUCGGUCGGCACCAAGAUCUCGGUCAGGUACAGGCGAAGGCGGUGGAGGCGUCUUGGCAGUGGAAGAAGAUGGCGGCGAAGCGUCACCGAUGAGCGUAGAUCAGCGAUCGCAGGGUUCGGCAUCUGCUGAGCGCAACAAUGGCAGCAACAUGGUCCUCUCGCCAGCCGGUAGCAGUAUGGGGCCUGCCGCGGGGACAGCAAGCGGACAACAGGCUGCAGGCGGCGUCCUGCCUUCUCCCUCGCAACACUCGAACCAACCAUCUAGCGGAUCUGCAGCAGCCUCGUCAGCGAUGAGUGGCCCACCAAUUCACAAGGGUGUAGAACGAUAUAAGCCUCGCAUCUUUGGGUUUCCCGUACACGAAGUCGCCGUCCUGCAUCGUUGGCAGGAGCGUGUGGCAGAGCAGAUGCAGGUCAAUGUUGGAGCUGGACUCACAUCGACCAGCGGCGGUGGUGGUGGAGUGAGCAGCAAUGGCAAUGGAGGCGGACAACAAGCGGCUCAGCAACGUGGUGUUAGUGGUGGAGUAGGUCCACAUCAGGACGUGCCAGUCGCGGGACGGAGGUGAGAGGAGAUGGCGCUAUAUAGAUCCGGACGCUAGGCGAUGAGAUGAUCGGGAGGGGACUGGCGCCCGAGACAGCCUAGGGACAGAGGUAGGAUCUCACGCCACUCUGCUCGUACAACCAAGCUCAAGAAUGAGUGGUAUUCAACAGAGGCAGUGACCUCUCCAUCUCUACGAGAGGAAGUAGCCACAUCUGCCCUGAUACCGCUCUGCACCUGCACCUGCAAUCACCUCUCUUGCCUUCCAUUCUGUUUCCUUUUCCUGGUAUAAUGUCACAUUCAUACAUCUGUAAAACCAACAGGGCCGUGUGUGUAGGUGUGCUUAGGCGACAAUGAC